This is a messenger RNA of Molossus molossus (Pallas's mastiff bat), 1684 nucleotides long. It is a transcript of the gene DOK3, whose product is annotated as docking protein 3. Gene Ontology annotation, biological process: cell surface receptor protein tyrosine kinase signaling pathway; positive regulation of MAPK cascade. NCBI's taxonomy places the organism in Eukaryota, Metazoa, Chordata, Mammalia, Chiroptera, Molossidae. The transcript is spliced from 5 exons. Gene Ontology annotation, cellular component: cytoplasm. Bases 110 to 1480 code for a protein of 456 amino acids. The record is from RefSeq and is a predicted model, not a curated record.
AGGAAGUGUGAGGAGUUCCCUUCAGCCUGUCACCAGUCUCCUCAGGCCUUCGGAGUGGCGGCCCUUGGGCCCGCUGCAGCCAUGGAGCCUCUGGAGACCCCCGUCAAGGAUGGCAUCCUCUACCAGCAGCACAUCAAGUUUGGCAAGGUUGGGACUCUGGCUGCCCAGGAUAAUUGAUGAGCCUCCACCCAGCCUCAGCCCACCUGGACCGGGGAGAAUGAAGUCCUGGCGAAAGGUGUGGGGUCUGCUGUAUGCAGGGGGCCCAUCAGGCGUGGCACGGCUGGAGAGCUGGGAAGUCCGGGAUGGUGGCCUGGGGCCAGCUGGUGAUCGGUCUGCAGGUCCUAGCCGAAGAGGAGAGCGGCGAGUCAUCCGCCUGGCUGACUGUGUGUCAGUGCUGCCAGCUGACGGUGAGAACUGCCCCCGGGACACUGGUGCCUUCCUGCUCACCACCACUGAGCGAAGCCACCUGCUGGCCGCACAGCACCGCCAGGCAUGGAUGGGCCCCAUCUGCCAGCUGGCCUUCCCGGGCACAGGAGAAUGUUCCUCUGGAUCAGGGGAGGUGGAGGCUCCCAAGCGGGGCCUGGUCCCCAUGGAAGAGAACUCCAUCUACUCUUCCUGGCAGGAAGUGGGCAAAUUUCCAGUGGUGGUACAGAGGACAGAGGCAGCUGCCCGCUGCCAGCUGAAGGGACCCUACAUCCUGCUGCUGGGCCAAGACACCAUCCAGCUGAGUGAGCCAGCCAGUCUGAAGGCCCUCUACACCUGGCCCUACCACUUCCUGCGCAAGUUUGGUUCUGACAAGGACGUGUUCUCCUUUGAAGCUGGCCGCCGUUGUGACUCAGGUGAGGGCCUCUUCGCCUUCAAAAGCCCCCGAGCUCCAGACUUGUGCAGGGUUGUGGCUGCUGCCAUCACCCGCCAGCGGGAGCGGCUGCCUCAGCUGGGGGGGCCCCGGCCCUGCCCCCUGCCCCGGGCCACCUCCCUGCCCUCACUUGAGCCUCCUGGAGAGCUUCGGGAGUUGCCCCCUGGGCCUGAGCCUUCAGGCUCCCAUAGGGCACACCUGCCCGAGCCUGGGCCACAGAGCCUGCCUCCGCUGCCUGUGGAGCCUGGGCUGUAUGCUGCUGUGUGCAAGCCGGCCAGCGGUCCCCUGCGCACAGCUGAGCACCUCUAUGAGAAUCUGUGUGCGCUAGAAGCUGGCCCCAUACAACCUGACCUGGGGGGCCCUAUGCAGGAGGGCCCUAGAGGCUGCAGUCCCCCAGCCAGCCCCAUCUACCACAACAGCGAGGACCUGGGCUGGCCUGGCCCAGCCCAUGACAGUAACCUGGAGGCCCAGUACCGGCGGCUGCUGGAGCUGGAGCUUGGUGACAGUGGCAAUGAGGCUGGGGUCUCUGGCCACCCUGGUGCCCAUACAAGCUUCAAGGCCAAGUUGGUGACACUGCUGAGCCGAGAGCGGAAGAAGGGCCCAGCCCCCUGCGACCGGCCCUGAAUGCCUGAUGUGGCCUGGCAUGGGACAAGAGGGUGGGCAAACAAUGGACAUCUGGGGACACAGCUCUGUACCCACUCUGGCCUUUGGGGCCAAGGCAGGUGGCCUGAGGAGGCCCCUCAAGAGCGUUGCCAGCCCCCCAGUGUAUAGGGUACAAGUCUCUGACAAUAAAGCCUCUAGCUCCCCUCUUGGUCCUGCCUUGUGGUC